AUGGGGUCAAGGUCAGCCUUUGUUAAGAAGGCACUUGGCUUGCAAGAUCCUCCCAAUCUACACAACAAGCUCGCGCCAGCUCACGAGUCAGAUCCAACGGUUCUAGAAUGGUUAAGCGACGGUUUCCCCUCCAAACAGCAGGUUGGACAGUAUUUUGUGAGAUUACUGCCUUUCUUGCAAUGGAUCAGACACUAUAACUUGCAAUGGUUUUUGGGAGAUUUGGUUGCAGGAAUCACGGUUGGCGCGGUCGUGGUCCCCCAGAGUAUGGGAUACGCCAAACUGGCUAAUCUUCCGGUGCAAUAUGGACUCUAUACUUCUUUCAUCGGUGUCGUUGUCUACUGGUUUUUCGCAACGUCCAAAGAUAUCACGAUAGGGCCCGUGGCUACCAUGUCAACUGUUCUCGGCAGCAUUAUACGCGACGUACAAAGGGACCACCCCGAUAUCCAAGGUCCACAAAUUGCGGUAGCAGUCACCAUUCUGAGCGGAGGUAUAAUUGCAUUUAUGGGCCUAGCACGACUAGGCUUCAUCAUUGAUUUUAUCCCAAUUCCCGCAAUUACAGCUUUCAUGGUCGGCUCUGCUAUAAGUAUCUGCUCGGGACAAGUGAAGGGAUUGCUGGGCCAGACAGCAAAUUUUGAGACGAGCACUCCUUCAUAUCGAAUUAUCAUCGACACGCUGAGAUAUCUUCCCUCCGCGCAAGGAUACGAUGCCGCCAUGGGUCUUACCGCAUUGGUGCUUUUAUACGGCCUCCGAUCAGGGUUCAACUAUGGAGCUGCCAAGAUGCCACGCUUUGCCAAGAUCUUUUUCUUUCUCGGCGCGCUCCGCACCGUGUUCAUCAUCGCUCUCUAUGCUCUUAUCAGUCUUGGCGUGAACCACCAUCGCCGCGACAAUCCCGCCUUUGCUUUAGUGGGAACAGUGCCUCAGGGCUUCGACCGAGCCGGUGUCCCAGUACUCAAGCCCGAAGUAAUCAAGCUCAUCAUCUCCCAACUACCUGCCUGUGUGAUCUGUCUCCUCAUCGAGCACAUUGCAGUCUCGAAAACCUUCGGCCGUGUCAAUAACUACACAAUUGACCCCUCGCAAGAACUUAUCGCAGUCGGUAUCACCAACCUCCUCGGUCCCUUCCUCGGCGCAUUCCCGGCAACAGGUGCUUUCUCACGCUCGGCCAUUCAAUCCAAGUCGGGAGCCCGCUCGCCCUUCACUGGCAUCAUCACCGCCUGUGUCGUCCUGAUCGCCAUGUACAGUUUGACCUCCGGUCUCUAUUAUAUCCCCAAAGCAACCCUAUCAGCCGUCAUCAUCCACGCAGUCGGAGACUUGAUCGUCCCACCUAAUACGAUCUACCAAUUCUGGCUCAUCUCACCCUUAGACGCAGUCAUUUUCGCCGUGGGCCUAAUCGUUGCAUUAUUCAGCACAGUCCCAAACAGCAUCUACACAACCGUUUGCAUCUCGGUAGCAGUUCUAUUAUUCCGCCACGCAAAAGCACCUGGCCAAUUCCUCGGCCAAGCGUGGGUAACCGACGAAAACAACCAAGUCCCACUCUUCCUACCAAUGGACGAACCGAAAGCCAACCCAAGCAUCAAAAUCGAGAAACUCCGUCCGGGAGUCUUCGUCUACCGCUUCUCGGAAGGCUUCAACUACCCCAACGCAAGCCACUACUUCGACGACCUCGUGCAAACAAUUUACAAGCACACACGCGGGACAAACGCGGAGAUAUAUACGAAAAAGGGCGAUCGUCCCUGGAACGAGCCGGUCUCUUCCAGUACCGACGAUUCGCAUCUGCCGAUGCUACGAGCUGUGAUUCUCGAUUUCUCGGCUGUCAAUAAUGUCGAUGUGACCUGUGUGCAAAAUUUGAUGGAUAUCCGCACCCAGCUGGAUCGUCGCUCGGCGCCUGUUCCUGUGCAGUGGCAUUUCGCCAGUAUCAAAAAUCGGUGGACAAAGCGUGCGCUACAUGCCGCAGGCUUUGGGUACUCGCAGUUGCCGGAGUCGAGUGAGACUGGGGAAGAUGCAGGCUCGCAUUCUUCCGAAGGAUCCGCCGAUGCAGAGAAGGGUGGGAUGGAAAUGACAGUUAGGCCUGAAGUGGCGGAUAUGUCCCUCUCAACACCUGAUGCAUUGGAGAGUGCGGGUCGGCGGUUUUUCCAUCUUGAUUUAACGAGCGCGCUGCGAAGCGUGGAUGUAUAUUUAGCUAUGAAUCCUUCGAUUUAA
This is a messenger RNA of Penicillium griseofulvum, 2196 nucleotides long. RefSeq names its product SLC26/SulP family anion transporter. The transcript is spliced from 3 exons. Gene Ontology annotation, cellular component: membrane. Bases 1 to 2196 code for a protein of 731 amino acids. NCBI's taxonomy places the organism in Eukaryota, Fungi, Ascomycota, Eurotiomycetes, Eurotiales, Aspergillaceae. The record is from RefSeq and is a predicted model, not a curated record. Gene Ontology annotation, molecular function: secondary active sulfate transmembrane transporter activity. Gene Ontology annotation, biological process: transmembrane transport.